Capsicum annuum is the source of this 895-nucleotide messenger RNA. RefSeq lists its product as uncharacterized. The record is from RefSeq and is a predicted model, not a curated record. Gene Ontology annotation, cellular component: chloroplast thylakoid membrane; chloroplast inner membrane. The coding region runs from base 211 to 720 and encodes 169 amino acids. Lineage: Eukaryota; Viridiplantae; Streptophyta; Magnoliopsida; Solanales; Solanaceae. The transcript has 5 exons.
AGUAAAAGAUCGUGCUAAGUUUUAGAGGGCGUUGAUGGAUUUGGCCUUAUUUUUUUUUUCUAAGAAUAAUACAAUAAGUAUUGAUAUUUACGAAAUAUCCCCUUGUUAUUAUCGAAUGGGAAAAAUAUAAAAAAUGCUAUAACCCCAUAAUCACUUCUCAAGUUUUUUCAGUUUAAUUUUCUUCACAGUCGAAAUUGUUGAGUGCAGAAGAUGACAGUUCUUUCAAAUUCACUGGUUUUAACCAAACCAACAAGCCCUUCUCUCUAUUUAUCUUCUGGUUCUUGCUUGAAGUCACUAGACCAGAAUGUUAGUGCUACCAAAUUGUCCUUUGGUCCAAGUUACGGAGGAAAAACAUAUUCUUCUAAAAGAUCAUUGACCAUUCAAGCUUCAUACAGUGAUGGUGGAAGGCCAAGUGGAAGCGGUGCUGGUAUCUUUGUUGGUGGCUUUGUUUUGGGAGGAUUAAUUGUUGGCACACUUGGUUGUGUGUUUGCACCUCAGAUCAGCAAGGCAUUAGCUGGAACUGAUAAGAAGGACCUGAUGAGAAAAUUGCCCAAGUUUAUAUAUGACGAAGACAAAGCAUUAGAGAAACAACGCAAGAAGCUUGCUGAAAAGAUUGACCAGCUGAACUCAGCCAUUGAUGACAUCUCCACUCAGUUGAGGUCAGACGACAGACCAAAUGGAGCUGCUGUGAACUCAGAUGAUGUUGAAGCUGUUGUAUAAGAACAUUUCUAUCUUCUUAAUGUCAAGUCAGUUGAGGACAUUGAAUAUAUGGGAAUAUCCUUAGUUCAGUUUUGAUGUUUUUGGUAAUUGCUACAAUAUAAUAUCCCAAUUGAGGAACGCCUUGUGAUUUUGUAUGUUUCUUCUGUUUUCUAUUGACAUGAACUCUUAAACUUUA